Molecule: messenger RNA, 3579 nt
Organism: Homalodisca vitripennis (glassy-winged sharpshooter)
Lineage: Eukaryota; Metazoa; Arthropoda; Insecta; Hemiptera; Cicadellidae
Product: BUB3-interacting and GLEBS motif-containing protein ZNF207-like
Exons: 6
Coding region: 1-690 (229 amino acids)
Source: RefSeq, a predicted model, not a curated record
AUGGGCAGCGUGCAGGCUCUGGUGCCAUUGAACUUGUACGAAUGCCUGCAGCUGUACAGUGCACUAACUAACUCUGGUGUUGGCUCUCUGUUGUGUAGCAACUCUAGCAGUUCUACCUCCAACUCCACUACCAACUCCACCACACCGUCGGGUACGGAGCCGUCCAAAGUGAGCCUCAUCAACACAGUAGGUGCUUCCAGCAAGAUUGUCCAUCCUCAGGAAGAUAUAUCUCUGGAAGAGUUCAGAUCCAGACAACCCAAGUACAAGGCCCCCGAACCGGUGGUAACCAGUCCCAAGGUGGAGGUGGUACAGUCUCAAGCCACACCCCCUGCCACAUCCACCCCCUCGUCUGUGGCACAAGCGGCAGUAGAGGUUAGUUUCUUGCACGACUUGCACCCUCAUAUGGAUCGCAGACCGAUGCUAGCCAGGUUCCCGAUGGCGAUGCCGGUGUCUGUGGCCAGCAUGAUGCAAGGGCCCCCCACCAUGCUACCAGGUCCCAUGCUGCGACCAGGCCCCAUGCCCUUAGCCGGGCCCCACCUCAAUAUGGGUAUGAUGAGGCCCCCCCACAUGGGGAUACACCCAGGUCUGAUCGGAGCGCUGCCGCCGGGGGGCAUGAUGCCGUACGGGGGCCCCCCGAUGGCAUUCCCGGGGCCCCCGAUGCUCCCCAUGAUGCACCACCGCUUCAGAUGAUCCCAAGGUAUUCCGGGGGGCCUAUGGCUGUUAUGGCCUGACCCAUAGCAUGGGUGUCUUACCGUUUGAGUGUUAGUGCACCUCUAUCUAUCGGCAGCCUACAAGUCCCAUAGUCACCCCGGGGCUAAACAGAAAACAUCUGAACUCGGCUCUACUCAGCUUCUCAAUUUUAAAUUUAAAGUCACUUUUAUUGUGCAAACCGUACCUUAAUGGAUUUUAUCUGAAAUGUAAAACCACAAUAGCGGGGAUCUCCUACAAUCGUGAGUCACACUCCAUACUUCCUUCGUUCGUAAAACAACCAUGGAUUUGUAUUUCAAUAGUUGUUACUUAUUUAGUUAAACGAAUCCCGUGGUGAAGCCAUGAAAUAUUGUUCACAGUUUUCAAUGUAAAUUUUCAGCAGUUGAAUAUCUUUUUUUAAAUUUAUAUUUAUUAAUUUAAAAAUGGAACUCAUAAAUUUAAUUAAGGUCUUACUGAUAGAAUUUGAUACAGCGAAGUAGUGAGCAGAAAACAAAGAGCAUGUUAGCUAAGGUUUAUUUACUAAAACAAUAAGGCAUAGUGGAAGUAAAUAUUAUAAGGGGUAAGGUUGAUGGGUUUCACUGAAACUGGUGGAACCAAGUGGCAUGGAGACAACAGAUGGUUUCUGCGAGCCUACUGGUUGGGAAUGGUGUUCUGUUAGUCUGUGCUUAGACCAUUCCUCUUGUCCACAUACAUUCAUCCUGUCCGAGAGGUAAGCUGCUCGCUCGAUGGAUGCUCCUUCAAAAACACGAAACAUUUGAGACAAUCGCAGUCGCGUGUGUCGUUUGGAAAAAAUGUGUGACUUUUACCUCAUGGUGAUUAUAUUUGUUAAUUUUCAAAUGUUCGGGCAAAAACUAAUUGAAACGAAAUUGAAAAUUAUUAUUAUAACAUUUGUUUUGUUUUGUCAUUUGCUGAAUUGUUUUCUUUUAGAUUUUUAGUGGUGAAGUUCACGUACUUUAGCAGUUAUUCUCCCCAAGAGAGUAUUGGUUGGAUAUCAGUUUUCUUUCAAAAGCUCAAUACGUUUUUGCACAAAUUCUUUUCAUUGUUUUAAUAAAAUUAAUAGAAGUUGAUUGUUGUAGAUUUUUCUGAAAACUAUUAUUGUUAGUUUAAUAAAUACUGUAUGAACGUAAUACAAAAAGGUUACUCUAUUAUUAUUGUGGAUAAAAUAUGAUCUCUUUAAGUUGAUUUCACAUUCACUGAUAGUAACAUUACUAUAGCAAUAUGUUGCAUGAAUUCUCAAGAAUAUUUUCAUAUUGUUGUUUGUUUCUUUUAUUGCGUCUUGUUAAAUUUUUAUUCAAACUGUUUAAUAACAAAGAAAUCCACAUUGAUUUCAGAGUUUAUUUAAACCCACAGUAGUCCCAAGUUGUGUUAUCUCGCGAGAACGAGAGGCUGGGCCCACUGUGUGGAAAGCCAUUUACCGCAUUUCCGUUGUGUUUUAUUUAAUGUUUGAAAUAUAGUCGUAUAUUAACCUGAGACAAGUCUAACCUUUAUUAUUAUCGAUUAAAGUAGUUCUUUGGAUUGUAUUUUGGUAGUGGACGUUGGUUCUAGUAGGUGAUUUAGACGAUUUGGAGUAGCAUCUUGGAGCGUAUCCACUUUGGUGAAAUCUUGUCACAUUGGUGAUAUUUGUGUUGAAAGCCGGUAAGUGGAAUUGUUAUUUUGUAAACUGGCUUGCACAAGAAGUCUUCACACGUGUUGUGGCUCUCGGUAACUGUGCUUUCACAUCCGAUUUCGGGAUCAGGCAUCUACAAGGAAGUCUUACUAGUGUUAUUUUUGUUUUUGAGGAUUAAAAUUUGUAAUGGCUAUUUUUGGCGGUGUUUUAAAGACUUGAGUUGCAAAACAUGAUUAGAAUUAUUAUUAACACGCUUUUUUCGUGGCCUUGGAUUAUUGAUUUGGUGAUAUUUUCUAUAAUACUAAUAAACGAGUAUGUAUUAUAUAAAUAAGGUUUUUUGUGGUGAGGAAAGCAUUUAGCUUUAACAUAGGGAUAGGAUUUUAUUUCUCUGUUUAUAUAAAUUUCAGAAGAAUUGUUUAAACUCAUCCCAAAAACAAGUCUAUCUGGUAUUCAGGAACUAAGAACAUUUUUAUAAGCAUGCGAUAUAACAGUGUUUGUACAAUCUCUUAUAAUAUGUGCUGAGUACCUGUCUUACGUCAUGUUAAAGUUCGUUGGUCGUACAUAAUCUAUUUAUGUACACCAUUGAACACAAAUUUUCUGUACACGUCAACAAAUGUUUGUGUAUUACACUUUCAAAAUAAGCAUGAAGUCACAAAAUAAAUACUUAAAUCAAUUAAUUUUUUUAUUGCUGCCUCACAAAAGCCUGUUGCAGAUAGUAGAAAUUUGUUUGGAUAAAGUAGGUCCUCACUUUAAUUUUAAUUUUAACAGUAUUGUCAAAUAAUUAAAAAGUUUGGGUUUAUAAUAAUCAUCAUCAUCUUAAAAAAAGAAACACCAUCCUAAAUUUCCCAGCCAUUACAAUUUUAUGUAGAAUUUAAUUAUAUACAAUAAUUUUAAUUACGUUUCUGGUCUUUAUUGAAGUCUUUUAAAUUUUAAUUAACUCUCUGACCAUUUUUUACGUGUUAACUUUCCAAACUGUUGUAGUAAAUUGUGAUUGGAUGACACAUUGGUGAGAUAUAUCUCACGGUUACCGAGCGCCACAGCAUCAUCUGCAGGUUUGGAUACACAAAUCAGUCACAAUUAAUUAACAAGCUACUGACUGUAAAACCGUAAUAUCUACAAUAUGAAUGUUACAAUUUUAAGGCAAUGAAGUUAAAUUUGAGAAUAUGUUUUCUUAAUCUAGCCCUGGCUUUAACUGUUGUCCAUGCAUUGUGAAUUUGUCUACACCUUUUCAUAUUUUAUUGUAAUAAAUAGAUUGUUGUUCCCUA